Messenger RNA from Quercus lobata, 2312 nucleotides. Its product is annotated as AAA-ATPase At5g57480-like. The transcript has a single exon. Lineage: Eukaryota; Viridiplantae; Streptophyta; Magnoliopsida; Fagales; Fagaceae. Bases 447 to 2012 code for a protein of 521 amino acids. Gene Ontology annotation, molecular function: ATP hydrolysis activity; ATP binding. The record is from RefSeq and is a predicted model, not a curated record.
UCUCUCUCUCUAGCCAGCCAAUCCUGCCCAUCUCCAAUUUCCUUUUCUCUUUUUAAGCUUUUCACUUCUCCUUUAUGCCCCCUCUCUCUCUCUCUUCCACAAUUUUCCCAGUUCUGUAGUCCCCCCAGAUGACCCUAUUCUCCAACACCCACUUGCUAAAACCUAUAAAACUCUAACCCUUUGUCCUUAAAACCACACCACACCUCCUCAAAAACCAAUCUUUCUCAACACCCACUUGCUCAAUCCUGUUCAACUCUAAUUCCUUGUCCUCAAAGCCGCACAACACCUACUCAAAAACCAAUUUUUCUCAACGCCCAUUUGCUAGAACCUAUACAACUCUAGUUCUUUGUCCUCAAAAGCCACGCUAUACCCAACAAAAACCAAUCUUUCUUAUCCAUAUACAUCCAAAAGACCAUUCCCAAAACCUAAAACAAAAUAAGUAGAAAAUGAAGGAAUAUUGGACCUCCUUGGCUUCCCUUCUUGGCGUUUUGGCGUUUUGCCAAAGCCUCCUCCAAGUAGUGUUCCCACCUGAACUCCGUUUCGCCACUGUCAAGCUCUUCUACCGAAUGUUCCACUGGGUCUCCUCCCACUGCUACUUUGACAUAACAGAGAUCGACGGUGUCAACACAAACGAGCUCUACAACGCUGUCCAACUCUACUUAAGCUCAUCAGUCUCCAUCACUGGCAGUAGACUCAGCCUCACACGCGCACUCAACUCAAGCGCCAUCACCUUUGGACUCUCCAACAAUGACAGCAUAGUCGACACUUUCAAUGGCGUCUCAGUUCUCUGGGAACACGUUGUCACUCAAAGACAAUCCCAAACCUUCUCAUGGCGACCACUACCCGAAGAGAAACGUGGGUUCACUCUUCGAAUCAGGAAGCGAGACAAGUCUCUCAUUCUCGAUUCUUACAUGGACUACAUCAUGGAAAAAGCCAACGACAUUCGAAGAAAAAACCAGGAUCGUCUUUUGUAUACUAACUCGAGAGGUGGUUCGUUGGACUCGAGAGGCUAUCCUUGGGAGUCUGUACCGUUUAAGCAUCCAAGCACAUUCGAUACUUUAGCCAUGGAUCCUAUAAAAAAGCAGGAGAUCAUGGAUGAUCUUAAGGAUUUUGCGAAUGGCCAAGGUUUUUAUCAGAAAACAGGGCGAGCUUGGAAAAGAGGGUACCUUCUUUUUGGUCCACCUGGGACUGGAAAGUCUAGCAUGAUUGCUGCUAUGGCUAAUUAUCUUGGUUAUGACAUUUAUGAUUUGGAGCUGACUGAGGUGCAUACUAAUUCUGAGCUGCGGAAAUUGCUAAUGAAGACUAGUUCUAAGUCUAUUAUUGUGAUCGAAGAUAUUGACUGCUCACUGACUUUAUCGAAUAGAGCUAAGAGUAAUAAUGUUAGUACUAAUGGUAUUAGGAGUAGUUAUGGCGAUAUGGGUGAAAUGCGCGGUGGUGGUGGUGGCGAGGAUGGUGGGAAUACAAGCAUUACACUUUCAGGGUUGUUGAAUUUUACUGAUGGGUUAUGGUCAUGUUGUGGGAGUGAGAGAAUUUUUGUGUUUACUACUAAUCACAUUGAGAAGCUUGACCCGGCAUUGUUAAGGAGUGGAAGGAUGGAUAUGCAUAUUUUCAUGAAUUAUUGUUCUUUCCCGGCAUUGAAGAUACUUUUGAAGAAUUAUUUGGGGUUGGAUGAGAGUGAUUUGGAUGGUGUGGUUUUGAAGGAAUUGGAAGGUGUGGUUGAUAAGGCUGAGAUGACUCCUGCUGAUGUUAGUGAGGUUUUGAUUAAGAAUAGGAGGGAUAAAGGGAAAGCAGUGAGGGAAUUGUUGGAGGCUUUGAAAGUGAAAGCAAGGAUUAGUGAGAAGAAUAUUGUGAGGUUGAGAGAGAAGGGUUCAGAGUAUUUGGAAGAGGAGCAAGAAAAGAGGGCAUUGGAGAGUCCUAAAGAAGGGUGUGAGUUUGAGAAAGAAGAAGAGAGUGAUUGCAAGAAAGGAAAUGAUCAGAAACAAGAGAGUACUACUACUACAAUAGAGAAAUGAUUACUAUGAAGGAUUUGGUUUUUUUUUUUUUUUUUUUUUUUUUUUUUUUUUUUUUUUUUUUUUUUCUUUUUAAGUUUUAAUUAUGGCAUAUUGCUCGUUGGAAUUAUUAGAGCUUAAAUUUUUUUUUUGGGUGGGUUUGUGGGGGUGACACAACUAGAGGGAGAGAGAGGGAAAGAUCCAAAUUUAAAAACAUGUAAUAUGUCUGUAUUGUUAAUUUAAAUAAUUGAGAUGAGAAAAAACAAAAAUGAUAUGAUGAAUGAUCCAUAGAUAAGCUUAUCUUUGUGGCGUGGGCUGCUAUAC